UUCACCUGCCACGCGGGCUUCUGCACUCUCUCUCUCUCUCUCUCUCUCUCUCUCUCUCUAAUCAGAUGCAAAAUUCCCAGCCAAUUAUCACCGAAAUGCAACACUGAAAAGCUCUGCGACUGCUUGGGACCGACCUUGAUGAAUUUCGAUCCCUCUGAAUCUCUGAUGGCCUGAUGAUAUUAUUAACUAAUUCUCGAGGCUCUUAUUCAAAAUGGCUCCAUUGAUUGAGAUCAGACUGUCGCUCUCCCAACAUUUAGCCUAUGCCCUUGUGAGAGAUCCAUUAAUCUAGCAGUAAAAGUAAUCACAGAGGGUGGGCCUUUUCUUUUUUAUUUAUAUUUUUUUCUUCCUUAAAUUGUAUUGUAGUUUAUUCAUUGAAUUAGAUUAACUUCUAUCACUUGUCUUCAAUGGGGGACUCAUUUGACAAUCUUGGUUCAAGAAAAAACUCUGAGUUGACUAGUGUCAUCAACAAUAAUAAAGUGUCUAAAAGCUGUUUAGUUGCCUCUAGCCCCAAGUCUUUCUCACAGAAAGCUACACAGCAUGUAGUUUCAUUCAAUCCUAUCAGGAUGGGAAGGGGUACUGCUGGUGAUGCGGCAUUGUUUUUACUCAAGGUUGCUGCACUUGAGACAGUACGGAGGUUCUCAAGGGCAAAAUGUCCAUUUUUAUGGCAUGGAAUUCAGGUGUUGCAAGUUCUUUGCUAUCCACCAUUGAAGUGGAUCCAAAGAUGGGCUCCUUUCAAGGGUUUAGUAAACAACAUGCAGGCAUUAUCGAGGCCAUUACUUGUCCUUUCUAUUGCAACUUCUUUCUCUGACAAAUCAGGGUGCAGUAACUUCACCUCAGAUGCUAUCAAUGAUUCCCAUAGCCUGAAUGAUUCUCAGGCAUCUUCAGAAUUAAAUUCAGAGAUACCUUCUGUGCAGUCUACUGUUGAAACAAGGAUUGUUGAUGCAAAUCCUCGAAGUCAAUCAUUUACAAAUUGGUUGCUUCAACUCUAUGAAGAGCUAGAAAAUCAGGGGAUUACUUUACCAGAAAGAAUUGACGAGGAUGAACUUCACAGAUUUUAUAUUGCUGCAAAUGGUGAUUUUUCAUGCUUGCUAUCAUCAGUCAAGAAGACAAUCCGUUGGAGGGAGACUUAUAACAUUCUUUCAGGACAUGAACUUGAAAUGUGGUCUAGUAUGGUCUUUUGGCAUGGAUUUGAUGUGAAGUACAGGCCCUGCCUUAUUGUACGCCUCGGGCUAGCUUGCAGCAGCUUGUCAUCUCAUGAAAGACCUUGCUUUCUUCAAGCUGUAGUAUCGCAAGUAGAGCAUGGAAUUCUGCAUUUAGUUGACCGUGAAAAUCCUCAAAUUACUGUUUUGGUGGAUUGCGAAGGAAUGUCACGUUUGAGAUUUCCCACUCAAAUCAUGAGAUCAUGUUUUGCUAUUUUUCAAGAUCACUUCCCAAAUCGGCUUGGCUUUUUGUUUGCCAUACGGCUUCCUCCAGAUGUUCGAGUUAUUGCACAAACUUUUAUUCAAGUUCUGAAGCCCGUCACUCGGCAAAAGUUGAAAGUUGAAGGGGAGAUGUACCAGGAGGUUCUCAUGGAGAACUUUCCCACACUCCCAUCAUAUCUUGGUGGCACUUGCAAGUGUAUAAGAUGUUCAAAGCUCAGCAUUCGCAAUAUGGGACCGCCUCAAAUGAAUGAUGUGGUCAGCUGUGACGACAUGUCAUCACCUCAUCCAAGCAAUAUGACCAAUACACACAUGAAUGGAAAUUAUGAUCAGGUUUUGCGAUCUGCCAUAGUAAGCAUCCUCAUGCUCUGGGUUCUGAUUGCUCUUGUUGCAGGAAUAUAUGAUCCUGAAAGCAGUCCAUUUUUACCUUCCUAAGGUAACGAAAAGUGACCCUUUUCAUUUCCCUUUUCUCUCUCUCUUGCAUAUAAUAAGUUGCAUCAGUUUUGUACUUUCUACUCUUUCGAAUGUCCUUACAGAAAUCAGAUGAGAAUAUUAUUUUGAGGUUGAUUUCCUCAGGGUUUUUUUUAAUUUUAUAUAUAUAUAUAUAUAUAUAUUUCCUCUGGUUUGAAGGGUU
Messenger RNA from Camellia sinensis, 2052 nucleotides. Its product is annotated as phosphatidylinositol/phosphatidylcholine transfer protein SFH8. The record is from RefSeq and is a predicted model, not a curated record. Lineage: Eukaryota; Viridiplantae; Streptophyta; Magnoliopsida; Ericales; Theaceae.